Molecule: messenger RNA, 894 nt
Organism: Beta vulgaris subsp. vulgaris (sugar beet)
Lineage: Eukaryota; Viridiplantae; Streptophyta; Magnoliopsida; Caryophyllales; Amaranthaceae
Exons: 5
Coding region: 107-673 (188 amino acids)
Molecular function (GO): fatty acyl-CoA hydrolase activity
Source: RefSeq, a predicted model, not a curated record
CAAGAUUUUGGCCUUCUAAUUCUGGGUAUUGCAACACAAAUCUCCAACUUCCACGCGGACAGACAGAGACGAGGGGAAGAGAGUUGAGGAGAGAGACUGGAAAAAAAUGGAGUUCGAAACAGUAAAAAAGUACUUGGAAAAACCAGGCAAAGAAGACGAACCUACAAAAAUCCACAAUCUUCCUUUUAGAUUCUUCGAUUCUUUCAUCAUUCAUGGCCUUCAUCCUGAAAUCAUCGAACCUGGUCGCGUACUCUGUUCCUUCAAAGUCCCUCCUCGUCUCCUGAAUACUGCGAAUACUUUACACGGUGGUGCGAUUGCGUCGUUGGUGGAUUUGGUAGGAUCCGCUGUUAUUUACACUGUUGGAGCUCCAUCUACUGGUGUUUCUGUUGAAAUCAACGUCUCUUACCUUGAUGCUGCACUUAUCGAUGAGGAGAUUGAAAUUGAAGCCAAGGCUCUACGUGUUGGGAAAUCGAUUGCUGUCGUCAGUGUAGAGUUAAGGAAGAAAGGAAGUGGGAAGAUCAUAGCUCAGGGGCGGCACACCAAGUACCUUCCAGUAUCUAGCAAACUUGACUCGGAUGCUUUCAGGUUUCAGAAUUGCAUAAGAUUCAGGACUGACAAUAAAAAAUGGUAUAUAAAGAAACUGAAAAUGGAAUCGGCAUCUCCAGGAGACUGAAAGAUUCAAUGGUGAUGAUCACUGAGUCCAAGUUCUUUGCAUGCUUGCUGGAGCUCCUCGAUGGUUAUAUAACCACUGCUAUCUUUGUCAAAAUAUGCGAAUGCAGAUGCCAGGUUCUCCUCUCUCUCCAAUUUGUUUAGGUGCAGCGUGGCAGCAACAAAUUCUCCAUAGUCUAUGGUCCCAUUUUCGUCAACAUCUGCCUGCCAAGUGCCAACAGGUAA